Messenger RNA from Brienomyrus brachyistius, 3261 nucleotides. It is a transcript of the gene rps6kb1a, whose product is annotated as ribosomal protein S6 kinase b, polypeptide 1a. The coding region runs from base 132 to 1730 and encodes 532 amino acids. Lineage: Eukaryota; Metazoa; Chordata; Actinopteri; Osteoglossiformes; Mormyridae. Gene Ontology annotation, molecular function: ATP binding; protein serine/threonine kinase activity. The record is from RefSeq and is a predicted model, not a curated record. Gene Ontology annotation, biological process: signal transduction; protein phosphorylation. The transcript has 14 exons.
CGUUCACUUGGCGGCAAUGUACGCAUGCGCGGUGCCGUAGCCGGUUAUGGCGGCCGAGAGUGUGUUUCCAUGAGGCGCCUUGCGAUACCUAUUCUUUCGGACUGAGAACGCAGAAAAGAGGAACCGAGGCCAUGGCUGGCGUGUUCGACAUCGACUUGGACCAGCCAGAGGAGAACGUUUCUGACGACGAGAUUGAAGAUGGGGCCCAGAACAGUGAGUUCAUGGAUCAAUGCAACAGUUUCGAAUUUAACAUGGAUGGCUGUGAAAAAUUCGAAAUCUCAGAAGACAGUGUGAAUAGAGGAACAGAGCAAAUUCGACCAGAGUGUUUUGAACUGCUUCGGGUCUUGGGAAAAGGUGGAUAUGGCAAGGUGUUCCAAGUUAGAAAGGUGUCCGGAGCUACAUCAGGAAAAAUAUUUGCUAUGAAAGUCCUUAAAAAGGCAAUGAUUGUUCGCAAUGCGAAGGACACGGCACACACCAAAGCCGAGCGCAACAUCUUGGAGGAGGUCAAGCAUCCAUUCAUCGUCGAUCUCAUUUACGCCUUCCAGACUGGGGGCAAGCUGUACCUCAUCCUGGAGUACCUCAGCGGCGGAGAGCUAUUUAUGCAACUAGAGAGAGAAGGGAUUUUCAUGGAGGACACGGCCUGCUUUUAUCUAGCAGAAAUCUCCAUGGCUCUGGGACACUUGCAUCAAAAAGGGAUCAUCUACAGGGACCUCAAACCGGAAAACAUCAUGCUUAACAACCAUGGUCACGUGAAGCUGACCGAUUUCGGCCUGUGUAAAGAAUCGAUCCACGAUGACACAGUCACUCACACGUUCUGUGGUACCAUAGAAUAUAUGGCACCGGAGAUCCUGAUGAGAAGUGGCCACAACCGCGCCGUAGACUGGUGGAGUCUGGGAGCUCUGAUGUACGAUAUGCUGACCGGCGCGCCACCCUUCACUGGCGAGAACCGAAAGAAAACCAUAGAUAAAAUUCUGAAGUGCAAACUGAACCUUCCACCCUACCUCACACAAGAAGCCAGGGACCUUCUCAAAAAGCUGCUCAAAAGGAAUGCCUCGUCACGCCUGGGGGCCGGACCAGGAGAUGCCACUGAAGUGCAGGCUCAUCCUUUCUUCCGACACAUCAACUGGGAAGAGCUCCUCGCCCGCAAGGUGGAGCCUCCUUUCAAACCCUUCCUGGUAGGCGCCAUUGUGAUAGACCUUUCCAAAACAUCAGCACUAGGGCCACUCCGUGGUUCACCGCCUACUGCCAUGUUCCCACAGCAAUCCGCCGAUGACGUGAGCCAGUUCGACUCCAAGUUCACAAGUCAGACGCCGGUGGAUAGUCCGGACGAUUCGACGCUUAGUGAGAGUGCCAAUCAAGUCUUCCUGGGUUUUACGUACGUGGCUCCAUCCGUGUUGGAGAACGUCAAGGAGAAAUUCUCUUUCGAGCCAAAAGUUCGAUCACCUCGACGGUUUCUGGGAAGCCCAAGAACACCUGUGAGCCCUGUGAAGUUCGCUGGUGCAGACUGCUGGCCCCGGGGCCCGCCACUGCCCGUGGCCCCAUCCCUCCAGUCCCCCACAGAGCUGGCCAUGGAGGUGUCCACAGUGGAGCAGAUGGACGUGACGGCCAGUGCAGAGGCCUCGGCCCCCCUGCCCAUCCGGCAGCCAGCCGGCACCAACCCAGGGCCUUUCAAGAAGCAGGCCUACCCCAUGAUCUCAAAGAGGCCCGAGCACCUGAGGAUGAAUCUUUGACGCUCAGCUUGACCCCUCCCCCUUUCCUUUUUUCUUUUUAAACGGACACGAGAAAAUGAAACGGACACAUCUUCUCACCACCAGCCUGAUCAUACAUCUGCCCCCUGUUGCUAUGGCGAGUGUGACUCCGCCUCCACGUGGGGACUGGCUUUUUUCAUCUUCACCUGGGUUGGCUUGACAGAUUCAAGCUGGGCCUUACUCUGAUUAUACUCUUUUUUAUUUUAUAAUUUUGUUUUUUUUACAUGAUUCUGGCUCAUCAGGAAAAUGAAAUGAACGCGGGAGGAAAGUCGUCACCGGCGUGCAAACAUCCACGGAAUGUUGGAGUUCUCUUCUACAGUAUUACUUUAGAUGCUAUGUCGUUCUCUUGUUUAUUUUUGUUUCUUUUUGAGAAUGAAAGGACGAAUCAUUGAACAAAUGUAUUAUAAUUUAAGGAUCAGUUGGGGUCUUGCAAUGCAAAUAUGUGAUGCGCCUAAUGGGUUUGCAGCAAGCUGCCGCUAACAUCCUAUAUACUACUAGAUCAGUAUAUAAACACUACAAUAAAAAAAAGAACAAAUUGGUUUUAAUAUCUUUCUAUUUAAAUGAUGUGGGUUUGAGUGUGAUUGACCCAAUAAGAUACUUGCGGCCCAGGUUUUUUCUCCACUCUUUGUUGCCUGUCAGAUAUCCAGUACGAGGGUGUAUUUUGUCAAACACGGCUUGCUGACUGAAUAGCGCGGUAAAACGGCGCUCUAGCACAUGUCCAAUACCAAAUGUAGCAGAUGGCUGUGAGGAUGUUACAGGCUUGCUCAGCCAUUCUGAAUCGUGUGAGGAAACGCUGGUGACAUCACAAAUAUUAAGGCCUUUUGCGUAUGACUGACAAGCACCCUACCGACAGUUUGGCGCUUUCCCUUGCUCUCUCUCUUUCUCUCUCUCUCUCCAUUCUUUCUUUCGAGUGCCAGAAUCUACGUACAGGUUAAGAACUUGAAUUAAUCCGUGAACAAGUUUACUGUUUUAAAAAAAGAAUAAUAAUAAUAGGCUGAUCUUCCAAGGUCAUUUUCUCUGCUGAAAUUACAGCUUCUGUCUUUCACUUUCCUUUCUGUGAUUAAUAUCACGGUUUGAUGUGAGGCCAAUCCUUAAUUGCUGCCUUACAUAGAGUAUUAACUGUCCAUCCCAGCUAGGUGAAGUAUUUUUAUGGUUAUUUUAUAAUGUGCACCUGAGAAAUGACUGAUGCUUUACUAAACCAUGUUGUGACUUCCAUGUCCAUUACAGGAUGUCUUAAACACUUCACUGUCACUGAGGCUUUAUCUGUUUUCUAAACUGAGCCAGAGGAGUAAAGCCAUAACUUUCUCGUCCAUAAUCGGCAGACGUAUUCAGAUCCGGACCUCGGGGUGGGACCCACAUGGCGGGAUGGUGCGUCCCAGCUGCUUGUUGGCAUCCAAGUCAGCAGAGCGAUAUCUUUCGUGAGCGGCUCCUGUGUUGCCGUGGUUGCUGUGACCGCGACAGAGAGGUCAGGGCUCCAUGUUGUGUUGAUGUUGAAUAAACACUAUGAUUUUUA